AUACAGAAGAAGGAAAUAAAAAUCACUUAUGUUACCAUGCAGAGAUGACUGGAACUAAAUUUUUUGUAGGUAUGCCUUUGCAAAAUCAAAAUCAUAUUAAGUAUUCUGUUUUGAAUCCUGCUGUUUUUCUCCUAAUAUUCUAUGAAACAUUCAUCAAGUGGCUACUAGUGCUGGCUUUCACACGAAUCCUGGUAAAGCCUGGUGCUAACUGUGGUCACCGAGGCAAACAGGGUGCAGAGGGGGACAGGGCAGUGGACAGUUCCAGAGUUGCCAGAUCUUAGGAAGGUCUUCACAGAGGAAGAGCUAGAUCUUGAAGGAGGAUUAGGCUUCACAGGGCAUGGGGUUGGAGGGGGGUGGCGAUGGUGGCGGUGGUAAUAGUUGGGAAGGCACCCCGGGUGGCAAAAAUGGCAGUGGAAAGAUCUACAGGACAGGCCCCAAAGCAGCGGUGGGUCACGAAGGGGUUGAGUUUUCCUCUGUGGAUGUUGAAGCUCCACUAAUGGGCUUUAAGUGGGGAGGAACAUUGGAUUUGCAAUUUAGAAAGACAGCUGUUUCAACACACUCCUUCACAGUGUGAUGAGUGCCUUGAAAGGAGCAAGGCAAAGCCGGGAGACUAGCUGGGAGGCUAAUAGCGUCAUCCAGGUGAGAGAUGAUGUGGCUUGGAUGAGAGCAGCAAUAGGAGGAAUUAAGGGGAGGAGAUGGAUUGCAAAGAUAUUUAAGCAGUAGAAAGGAUAGGCGUUAAUGGCUGGCUAGGUAGCUUGGCCAUGUGACUUGCUUGGGCCAAUAAGAUGUUAGCGGGUGUGACCUAACCACUUACCCAGUAUUGAAAAGUGCAGGUGCAGCGGUGGUGCUUGCUCUUGGGCUUCUGCCCUUGCUGUGAGAGGGGCGGGCUGGGGGCUGGUCUGCUGGGCCCAGGAGAAGGAGGAAAAGCAAGGGGAGCGGAGCCCUCAGGUGACUCACAGUCUCAUGAUAAAGGCUAGCCAAGAUCUGCCAACCCACAGACACCAGCCAGCCCCGGUCCACGCCAUGGCGUCCGCAGAGCCCCUGACAGCGCUGUCCCGCUGGUACCUGUACGCCAUCCACGGCUACUUCUGCGAGGUGAUGUUCACGGCCGCCUGGGAGUUCGUGGUGAACUUUAACUGGAAGUUCCCGGGGGUCACCAGCGUGUGGGCGCUCUUCAUCUACGGCACGUCCAUCCUCAUUGUGGAGCGCAUGUACCUGCGCCUGCGGGGCCGCUGCCCGCUGCUGGUGCGCUUCAUCUACACGCUCUGGACCUACCUGUGGGAGUUCACCACCGGCUUCAUCCUGCGCCAGUUCAACGCCUGCCCCUGGGACUACUCCCAGUUCGACUUUGACUUCAUGGGCCUCAUCACCCUGGAGUACGCCGUGCCCUGGUUCUGCGGGGCCCUCAUCAUGGAGCAGUUCAUCAUCCGAAACACCCUCCGCCUCCGCUUUGACAAGGACGCUGAGCCCGGGGAGCCCAGCAGCCCCCUGGCCCUGGCCAACGGCCAUGUCAAGACUGACUGAGUCGGGGCCGCUAGGUGGGGCCCCGGGGGUACGGGCAAGGGUACCAAGCUGGUGGGGUUGCUCCCUCUGUACAGCACAAACCCUGCCCGGUAGGGCACACAGUGCGCGCAUCCCCUCCACGGUGGGCGGGAGUUGGGGGCGGGGCGUGGAGGCGGCAGAGGUACUUUGGGGAAGGGUCGGUGGAUCCCAGCCCAGCUCAGAGGCUAGGGGUGGGAGGCCCGUGGCGACGCAGGGACUGGACUCUGCGGGUGACUUUGAAAGCAGCAGGCCCUGUUCUGGCUAAGGGACUCUGGGAAUGGGGCAGCAGGGGGGAGGCAAGGCCGGAGGUGGCUUUGGGCUGCGGCAGUGGCCAGCUCCCUCCCCCUCACCUGGUUCAGCUGGGGUUUGGCUGGUUCCAUUAGGCAAUAUUAAGGUGCUUGCUUGCAACCAAUACCUCCCUAGGGGGCCUGCUGAGCUGCAGCCUAACAAGAGACUGGGCAGCCAGGAGGCUGAUUGGCAGGAGUGCUGGUCUGCAAAGCUGGGAGGCCGUCCCUUGGCUCUUCUCUCCUCCCCCAGGACCCCACGCUGCUCCCUUGGCCUUCUGGGGCUCCCCCCCCCUGGUGCUGGAUUCCCACCAACCUUGGGCUUUUGGAGGUUUCAAUCCCUGUGUGUUCGGUGGCGUUUCCCCCGUUUUCUCUUACUGUCGAAGCCUUUACCACUAGCAGCCCCUUUAUCCGCGACAGCUACCCCACCUGCUCCUACCUGCAACUCCCUGGCCAACACAGCAGCUGCCAGAGAUAGAACCCUGAGCAGACCUCUCCUGCCCUCUUGCAGCCUUCACUCCACUGUUCCGUGGUCUGAUGCCUGGGAAGUUCCUGCGUUCCGUGUCCUCACCACCCUAGUCUGGUGAGCUGUGGCAGUGCCCCUGGUGCUCUUCUCCAUGCCACCUCCCUGCAGUGGCUAAAAACUGAGGAUGGCUCCAAAGCACAGUCAGGCCAAUAUGGGCCUCAUGGAAACACAAUGGGGACCCAGAGACAAAUCAGUUCAGGGGUUAGGGGGAUGGGAUAGGCAGUAGAGGCACCGGACCGGUUUAUUUUCAAACCAGUCUGGGGCAAUCUAGCUUUCUAGGAGUGGAGGAGCAGGGAUCCACUGUUGGAGAGCCAUGGAGAAUGCAUGAGUGAGAAAAAGAGGGCCUUUCAGCUUUGGGAGGGUCUUCAAAGUAUCCUUAGUGGGAAGGGGUCCGUUCUGGUUCUGCCAUAGCCCCAGCCCUGCAGCAAAACCUCCUCAGGGCUACCCCCUCCCCACCCCUCGCAGAAAGGCCGACCCUUCGAGCUUGUUCCUGAAACAGUAUUAACUCUGCCAUGCUCAUGGGCAUUGUCAUUUCGGUUGCCCCACCUUCCCCCAUGACGGGUCCAUUGCUGGCAGUGGACAGGUGAAAUCCUAACUGCAGCCCACUUCGGGCUCUGCCCCCCACCCCCUGAGGGGAGGGGUCCGUCAGAACGCAGCCUAUCCCAUGGUACAGUCUCUUCUUGACCAUUACUAGGACUCUUAGGUAGAAAUUAGCCUUUCCCUUUUUAUAGAACAUUAAAAGUAAUAAUACCACCUGUGGAGAGCACCUCCUCUUCUUGCUUCACCUGGACUGUGCAGACAGCACCAGCUAGGGUGGAGGGGCUGGGGGAUGGGCAUGCGUGAUGUCCCAGAUUAGGAGAAAGGCUGGGAGAGCCUGGUAGGGCUGCGUUCAGUGGCUGACCCUGUCUAGGAUGGGAUGAAGGGCCAGCCUCUACGUGCUGGGCAGGCUCCUCAAGUCCAGGCACAAACUACAUUUUGCAGGGGUUAACCCUCCCUUUGAUUUUACUGUGGCCCCCAUUCCAGGAUGUGGGGCUUCCAGGGACUCAGCCUUCCAAUGGGGACCAAUUGCUUCCCAAUGACAGGUGGAGGGGACUCCAGAGGGAGAUUAUCGUCAGGUUCCCUGUUCCCUCUGGAUAAUGGCUUCCUUGGUCUUUCCCCCUCCUCCGUGUGAUCUCCAUCUCCAGCACCCCUCCAAGCCCCCCACAUGGGCCCUUAGACCACACCCCUCACCUUUGCUGUCCCCUCCACAGCAGAAUCUGGUGGUCAGCUUAUUGAUGUCUCUCAGCCCAAGGCCUCCACGAUUCUCCACGAGAGCAAGCCCUUGGAUGGCCUGGCCAGGUCCAGCUGCUCCAGAUGUUGCCCUGUCCGCAUUCCCUGGCACCAGCUCUCUGGGUCCUAUAAACUCCCGAGUAUGAGAGGUUCCCAAGUAAACCUGCCUGGCUGGCAACGUGCAGAGCACUGUGCUUCUGCUUCAUCCAUGUGCCCCGUGGCUCCUACUGUCCCUCGUAGGGCACAGAGCCCCCAGCAAAGGGAGGUGAUGGCCUGGAGCUUGACCACAGGAUCUGCAGGCUCAGAGCUCACCAGAGGUCACCCAGACCUCAACUCUUGCAUUUUUGGGUAUCUUCAGGACCCCAAUCUCUUAGUGCCCAGGGACUCAAAGUUUGGAGGGAUCCCAGCCCUGCAGAGCAGGAGAGAAUCUGCUGUUUAUGAACCUCUGGUGUCCUGGGCUUCUCUCAACUGGACAUGGCAGCAUCUCUGAGUCACAGAUCGCCAUGUGCUACCCUGCAUGGUUGAAUCGCUUCUGAUGUCUGCUAGGUAUCCUGUCCCUUGUGCUGUGCCCCCUCUGAUGCCAGUAAGUCACAAUGGCCCAUGCUUAUUCACAGCAAUAAUAACCUAGGGAGUGCCCACAAAGUUCUUUCGUCCUAGUCCCUCAUUUUCUGCACAGGUCUCCUGGGGAGGCAGCCACUGAGCUGGUCCAUUCAUGAGAACCUGUGUUUAUGAAGCUCUGGGCUCUGCAGACAUCAUCACAGGGGAUGCAGAAAGAUGGGAGGCCCAGGCCUGAAGGAGCAAUGGCUAAGGCAGGCAGAGUGCCUUCCACCCUGAGGUCACCCCAGGCCUAGAGGAGCUGCAGGUCCCUGCUCUGCAAAAGAGCCUUUGAGGCGGAUGGGUCAGUCUCCCAGCUACGGCAGCUCUUCAGAAGGUUACAUAAUUGGUUUGUGUGCUCAUUGCCUGCUCUGUCUCCAUUGGUCUUUUUUGUCUCUUUCUUUUCACAUUCGUGCACAUAAAAUAUACUGGUGUUUGUGUUGCA
This is a messenger RNA of Sus scrofa (pig), 4660 nucleotides long. RefSeq names its product transmembrane protein 229B (gene TMEM229B). The record is from RefSeq and is a predicted model, not a curated record. NCBI's taxonomy places the organism in Eukaryota, Metazoa, Chordata, Mammalia, Artiodactyla, Suidae.